Molecule: messenger RNA, 915 nt
Organism: Talaromyces marneffei
Lineage: Eukaryota; Fungi; Ascomycota; Eurotiomycetes; Eurotiales; Trichocomaceae
Exons: 3
Coding region: 1-915 (304 amino acids)
Source: RefSeq, a predicted model, not a curated record
AUGAGCAAAGAACAGAACAAUGUCCCCGAUGCAUGGGAAGCAGACUGGGAGAGUCUUGCCGACAAAUCCGACGCCGCCAAUACGCCGCCCAAAAAGGUGUCAUCAAAAGUGACCAAAGCACAACGCCGAGCGGCACAGGCAGAAUUCAACCGGAAACUCUGGGAAGAAGCUGAAACACCUCAAACAUUCCACUACGUCGAAGCCCGCUCCUCCGUCCCACUCAAACAAGACUUCAAACCAGCAGUCACGGUCCUGAGUCGACGACCACAAAUCGCCUCUCGGAAUAGCAACAACAAUGGACUCAGCGAAGGUAUUUCGAAUUUAAGCAUAAAUGGCAGCAGCGCGAAUAUAUCAGACUCCGAUGACGAAAACGCCAACAAACCACCCGAACUCACUCCCGAGGAAAGACAGGCCAAAGCAUUGAAAGACAGAGAAGAGAAGCAGCGCAAAUAUGAAGAGGCGAGGGAAAGAUUAUUUGGGAAUUCCUCGUCCGCGCCGGGAUCUGGUGCUUCAUCACCUGGUGGUACGCCUCCGCCGUCGAGGAAUAGGGAUAGGGAUCUGGGGUACGACGGGAGUGGUGCGCGAGGUGGUGGGCGUGGAAGGAAUAGAGGUCAUGGCGGUAGAGACAACAACAACAACAACAACAACAAUAACAAUACUCGCGAAAAGCGUGAUCCUCAAGGUGGUGCGCCAAAUAAGCAGAGACAGCUGUAUGAUCCGGGUUAUUCGACGAAGCCGAAUACGCAACGGAGAACGCCGCAGCUUUCUACAGAACGACCGGAUGGCGAGCAGCAGCAGCAGCAGACUAUAAGACCCACGAGAAAUCCCAGGAAUCCGGAUGGCAGUGGACGUGGUGGGUUUGGGUUUAGUCCCCGUGGUAGAGGCGCUUUGGUGUCGAGAGAUGCUUCUGCUUAG